Messenger RNA from Saccharomyces eubayanus, 1584 nucleotides. It is a transcript of the gene GDS1, whose product is annotated as Gds1p. The transcript has a single exon. The record is from RefSeq and is a predicted model, not a curated record. The coding region runs from base 1 to 1584 and encodes 527 amino acids. Lineage: Eukaryota; Fungi; Ascomycota; Saccharomycetes; Saccharomycetales; Saccharomycetaceae.
AUGGCCUUGGCAAAUUCCAGACCUUUGCAAAUAACAACCUUGGAGAACGAAAUUCUUCAUAACUCGAAUUCUCCGGUUUUCCAAUUGAGUUCGAUGGGAUUUACCACUCGAGCCGACACUAUAUCGAAUCCAGGUACGGAUCUUGUUGGUAACCAGCCGAGUAUGAAUUUCGAAGAUAAUAGUUUAUCUGGUUCUUCAUUUUCGUCCUCCUCUUCUCAAGAGACUAAGACUUCCAAGUCUAAAAAGGAUUCUGCUGUUCUUAAAAAAGACAAUCCGUUGUUGGAAAUUUCUAAAUUAAUACCUGUUACUGGCGAGAGGCCAAAACCCGAAAACAGGGACUCUCCUCUCGAUGACGACGUUCUUCACGCGGUAUUUGUAAUAUUAUGGGAAAUGGACCCUAACCAACAAGGUAUGACUGUUAAACAGCUGUGCGAUUUGCUUUUGCAGAAACAUCCGGAUAUGUCAAAUUUAUCAACCAAGUUAUCAAACUUGAUAUCAGCAAAACUGAAUGCUUAUGUCAAGAAAAUUGAAAAAGGAGAAAAGACGUUAAUUUAUGCUUUAUCAAGAGAAUGGUCAAAUUCUUCCCCUAGAAGAAUGCUAUAUAUAUACAGAGGGAUAUUAUCGCCUGAUUAUAAGGAGCACGCACAGGCUGUCACAAUGCAGCUCAAACAACAACUAGAAAAAUCGGGCGACUCAAGCGACUCGAGCUCAAAUGGCAAGAAAAAAAAGGAUCUUAACAGUAAUCAAUUAGCUAGCAACGAUAAUUAUUCAGGAUCGAUGACAGAUAUGAAAAACCUGUCUUCCAAUAGCUCCUUCUCAAAAAAUUUAAAUGUCGGAAAUUUGGCCUUUUCACUAAGUCCAGAAUUUAACAUUCCUUACUCUACGUCACCAGUAUCUUUAAAUCUAUCUCCAGCAAUAAGCAAUAGCCAGCAGCAAUUGCAAACACCAUUAGCGWCUACACCAGCACCUAAGAGUAAAAAAAGAAACAAUCUAGACGAGGGCGCUAAUGACUCAAUGACGGAAUCGAAAUCAAAGAAGAGCAAACCUUCAAAGGCAAACAAACAAACAAAAUCUCAGUCAUCGUCAGCUUUAUCUACACCAAAAAAGGUAUCAUCCUCUACAUCACUGUCUGCUUUUGCAGCUGCCAAGAACAUUUCGCCAGAAUCUGCCGUGACCCACAAUGCAUCAUCAAGUACUUAUGUCACUGCUGCUGCUGCUGCACCAAGACUAUCUAAACUAUUACCAAAAAAUGGAUUCAAGAAAAACUCGCGCAGUUCCUUAGAACUGGCUGCAAUUYAUAAAGUAAUCUCCACACAAACUCCAAUUGAAAGUUCUUCAGAGAGUUCUGUGUAUGACAGUAGUAGCAACUCACCGCUUAGUAUUACCACCGCAGGUUCUUCCACUGAAUCGUUGUCAGACUUCAGCUCCAGCCAUGAUAAUGAAACAGAAUCGAACCCGAGUUCUCAAGAACCACGAAACGAAGUUACGAAUUGGAUGAAGAUUGUAAGAAAUGGAUUCUUAACUCAUGAUAUCGAAUCUCCAGAAUCAAUCACAUUAGAUGACCUAGAAAAUAUAUUCAAUUGA